This is a messenger RNA of Ectocarpus siliculosus, 1514 nucleotides long. The record is from the annotation of a GenBank genome assembly. NCBI's taxonomy places the organism in Eukaryota, Phaeophyceae, Ectocarpales, Ectocarpaceae.
GUGUGUCCCGUCGUGUAGCCAAGCACGACACUUCGCGCCGUAUACAAACACAUCAGCGCCUGACUGACCAGGGAAGGGAGAGAUGAUGAUUGCAGGGAUGAAGGCGGUCGUUGCCCAGGCGGCGAGAAUACCGGUAGCAACAAUCAGAUGCUGCGGAGGAGGCGAAGGUGCGGUGCGGUGCUACCGGCGACUCAGCACCGCCGCCGGCGGAGCGAAGGACUGGGAGGGAGAGAGGCAACCGGGGUCAGGUGGAGAUGAGCUGCAGCGUGAGCUCACCCCAGAGGAGGUUUUGCGGGUCGGUGCGCGCACCCAAGAGAUGUGGAAGGACCACGUGGCCCUGACGACCGAGUUCCCGGACGCGAGCCUCCCCCCCGGCGGGCACGAAGCGUCCUCCGUGUCCCCCGACGCGGUACGCAGAAAGCGGCUCGUGUACAGGAGCAAGCAGCGAGGCUGGCUUGAGGUUGACCUGCUGCUGGGCACGUGGGCGGAGAGGAACGUGGCCGGGCUCUCUGCGGCGGACAUGGACAGCUACGAGGACAUCCUCAAUCUCGAAACCGUCGACAUUUUCAACUUCAUCACCGGCAACGCUGAUCCUCCAGCCUUCGUGGACGCGCCCAUGCUGGCGCGGUUACAGGCGUACGUGAAAUCGAACCCGUUGGGGCAGUCGCCGGCCAGCUACGCUUCGGCAAAGCGAGAGAGCAACCUCACCUGAUACCGGUGCAACCUCUGGGUGGGGCAGGCAGUGAAUGCAACCGUUGCUGCUUCGAUCGGCCGAGAUCCGACGCAGAGGCCAAGGGAGGCUUGAAGCCUGGGGUUGGCUGGCGUGAAGACGUGACGGGACGGACGGGCUUGGGACGGAAGAAGAAGAAGGCCUUUGUUGUGUCCCGUGUGGAGAGUAAGAUGGGACCACGUCGAGCGCCGUUUGUGGUCUCCAAGGGAGGAGGCCUCCUGCCGACGACACGACCAGUGGACAGCGAGCGACCGCUACUACUGCUGUAGCUGCCAUUUGUUUCUUUCGCAUUGUUGCGGCAGGAUAUAUAUCAUCAUCGUGGUUCGUUCACGCCUUGGCGGCGAGCGGCCUGCCUGGUUGUCUUUGUCUGAACGCAAAAUGGUUUCCCGCCAGACGAAUGAUCCAAAAGCCGAGGUACAGCAGCAGUAGUGCUAUCAAGGCAUGGAGCACCAAGUACGACGACAAACACGUGAUGUAAGUCUUCGACGAACAUGCUCCUACAUAUGCCCUCGUGGGUCAGGUUUCAUUACAGCUCUGGGUAGCGUUUCUGGCGUGUUUGGGUCUCGACGUCUCGACCGGGUGAGAGGACUAUAUACCGCAGUACCGGGUUGUGUUUUUUUCUUUCGAGUUUUGUCUACUUUCGGUGUACCAACUUUUCGGGCUACAUUUGUGUAUACAUACGCCAACGUUGCUCGAGGUCAGUUCAACAACAGUUUUUGGGUUGCACUUAGAGGCAGACACGAAACCAAAGCAACAAUAUAGCAAGGCUCCGAGCCCUCAGGCU